CUACACAGUACACACCCGCGUUUACCAAAAUCUAUGACGUUUACCUUGUUAUUGUAGUUUUUCCCUGCAAGCGUAACUUUAAAGUUUUCAGUUCUAAGUGUUUUAGUAUCAAUAAUUUUGAUUUAAAAAAAGUGUAAUUUAGGUAUUUUGCAAAUAAAUACAUUUAAAUGUGUAAUGAUUAACUUUGAAUGAACAUCUGAAAUUUGUAGUCUUUGCUUACUACAACCAAGUUCUGCUUCUGCUUGGAGUGGACGUUUCGUCGUCGUCGUUGAUGUUUUGUUGUUGAAGUCAAAGGUACAUUUGUCAACAAUGACAGACAUUGACUGGCCCUGGCAAUACAGUUUUCCACCAUUUUUCACACUUCAGCCACAUGCAGAGACAAGAGCAAAACAAAUAGCAGCAUGGAAAAGUUUGGUGUUGAAUUAUUUCAAAACGACCAAACAAACAAAUCUUGACUUUCGAGAAAUACAUAGCAAUCCGUUGUUUAAUAAUACAUCAAUCGACAGAAAGUUGCCAGUAGAAGUAGUUACAAUGAUAAUAGAAGAAUUAGCUAGAACCGGUAAUGCAAUACCUUUGGACAAGUCAAAACAACGAUGGAUAGUUUCAUGGCACACAUUGGAAGAAUGGGCAGAUAUUAUAUACUCGUGGGCACAAACAAACGCUUUCAUUGGAUCUGUUUGUACGUUUUAUGAGUUAACCCAAGGUGAAGAUACAGUUGAUCAAGAGCAUAGUAUGACCAAAGCCCCAAUUGUGAAAAAGAAGCAAAAGUCUAAACAACAGCAAAACAUGGGUGUUAAGGAUCGUCUUGUUGCCAAAAAAAAUCAAGAGAAAAAACUUGUUCAAAAAACUGUGGGCAAACAAAAAUUCGCCAACAAAGUGACAAAGCCUCAGCCAGCCAACCAGAAAGCUAAGAAUGUUAAGAAGAUGACCAAGAAACAACAGUUACCUGCUAAAAAACCUUUACAAAAGAAGAACGAAGAACUGGAUAGUGACGAAGAAGACGACUCCGCAGAGGAAGAUGAAGAGCUUACCAAGAACACCAAGCAGAAGAAGGGUGUCAAAAUGUUUAAGGGUGUGAAAGCUGGUGAUGAAGAAGAUGACGACGAAGACGAUGAGGAUGUAAGUCUCGAGGACAGCGAUGAUGAUGAGGAUAUUGAUGACUCAGACGAUGAUGAAGACGACGACGAAGAUGAUGAUGAUGAUGAUGAUGAUGAUGAUGAUGAGGAAGAAAGUAAGUUGGACGCUAGUAGCCCUGGUUUGAAAGAUUUGCUUGGAGACAGUUUGAAAGAUGAAAGCAAUGAUGAGGACUUUGAAGAGGGUGACGGUAGUGAUGACGACGACGACGAAGAUGAGGAUGUGUCUGAUGAAGAAUCAAUGCAGAAUGUAGAAGGUGAGGAUGAUAGCGAUGAUGAUGAUGACGAUGAGGAUGAGGAUGAUGAUGAGGAUGAUGAUGAGGAUGAGGAUGAAGAUGAGAACGAGGCCAAUGAAUCUAAAGGUUCUGAUCUCAAGACUUUGUUGGGUACGAGUUUGGAUGACGAUGACGAUGAUGAUGAAGAAUUCCAGAAUGAUGAGGAUGAGGAUGAAAGCGAAGAUGACGAAGAUGGUGAGGAUGACGAGGAUAACGAGGAUGCGAGCCUCGAAGCAUCUACUCCACCUAAGAAGUCAAAGAGAGAACCUAAGCCCACUAAAAAGUCCGAAAAACCGCUAGAUAGCCCCAGAAAAAAAUUGUCACCUGAAGAAAAAGCUGAAUUGGACAAAAGAACCGUCUUUGUAGGAAACGUGCCCAAGGACGUCCAACAAAAAACAAUAGAAAAACUGUUCAAGAAGUUUGGUGCAAUCGAAAAUAUGCGCAUCAGAGGUGCUGUUCCGGAAGAUCCUAAAAUGUCCUUCAAGGCUGCGACCAUUACAAAGAAAAUACACCCAAAAGUACAGUCAGUUUAUGCUUACAUUGUAUUUAAAGAUGCAGAAUCUGCAGAGAAAGCUGUAGCGGUGAAUGGUCACGUACUGGAUGGACAUACACUUAGAGUUGACGUUGUAGCCAACAAGGACAAAGCGCAUGACGAGAAGAAAGCAGUAUUUAUAGGAAAUCUUCCUUUUGAAAUAACGGAAGAUCAAGUUCGAGCUCAUUUCACGUCAUGCGGUAACAUGAAAUCUGUUCACAUAAUGAAACAUCGCGAUACUGGACUGAGCAGAGGUGUUGGAUAUAUUAACUUUAUAGAGGAAGAUUCUGUUGCUUUGGCAUUAGAGUUAAACGGCACAAAAUUAGGCAGUCGUGAAAUCAGAGUAGCGAUCUACCAUACACCCAAACCUAAAGAGCGAAAUCAGAAGAGGAAGAGGAUUUCUGGUAACAAAGAACAGGGAAACAAGAAGUUCAAAACUUCUGAAGGACAGGCUGCCAAAUCUGAAGGUGGCAACAAGCAAGGAAAAAUGAAACAAAAGCGGUCCCAAGGAGGAGCCAAAAGAAAUGAGGCAAACAAAAGCAUCAGCCAGAGUCCAUCACCAAAAAAAGAAAAAGUAAAAAAAACAUUCCAAGGUCAAAAAGCUGAAGUUAAGAAGAAUUCGAAAGGUGCUAACAAAGGUGACAAGAAGAAAAAGAUGAUGGCUAAAAAGCUUGCAGCGGAAAAAUAGACGGACUAACAAAUUUUUAGAAACUUAACAAUUAUGAUUCUAUACUUCGCUCAUGUCUUGUUUCAAAUUUGUUUUAUGAUGUAUUGUUUUGCAAUGAAUGAAUGUGUAGUUAUACCUUAGAGAAAUCGACGCAGUACGCCACAUAAUUUCAAUUGGCGAGAAAUAUUAUUUUAAGAACUUAUUCUGAAUAAGCUAUAUUUUACUAGUGUACGAAAUGAAUACAUGCGUUUUAUAACGAAUUAUACACAA
Messenger RNA from Copidosoma floridanum, 2877 nucleotides. RefSeq lists its product as uncharacterized. Gene Ontology annotation, biological process: mRNA processing. Lineage: Eukaryota; Metazoa; Arthropoda; Insecta; Hymenoptera; Encyrtidae. Gene Ontology annotation, molecular function: RNA binding. Gene Ontology annotation, cellular component: nucleus. The record is from RefSeq and is a predicted model, not a curated record.